AUAAACCCAAACUGAGGGAGGAAUUUCCUAUUUGCAUUUCUUUUCUGCCCUAAAAACACCAAAUUUGCAAUUGCCCCAGUUCGUAGUCGCAAUUGCCCCAAGUUCGUAGAAGCGACUGCCCCAACUACUCGCAAUUGCCCAAUUGCUAUAAUAGGCCUCUGUGGAAUCAAUACUCAGCCAGGGUUACUUGGGAGUAUGAAAAACGUUGACAGUUGAGCCUUUCUUGUCGGUUCUUACUGGUUUUGGUUCUAAGUUUGGCUAAUGCUUAUCUGGAAGCAUACUUUUGGGGUUUCAAUGUUUACUUUCAUUUUAUGCACUAGUAGAGGAAUUUGAGUCAGCUCAGGUUCUCCAGAUUACUGAUGGAUUGCAACAAAGAAGAGGCCAUUAGGGCCAAGGGGAUUGCUGAGAAGAAGAUGGAAAGCAAGGAUUUUGCAGGGGCUCGUAAGAUUGGUGUGAAGGCACAACAACUCUAUCCUGAUCUGGAGAACAUAUCUCAGAUGCUUAUGGUGUGUGAAGUGCAUUGCUCUGCUGAACAGAAAUUGUUUGGGAAUGAGAUGGACUGGUAUGGCAUUCUUCAGAUUGAUCAGAAAGCAGAUGAACUGACAAUUAAGAAGCAGUACAGAAAGUUUGCUCUCCAACUUCACCCUGACAAAAACAAAUUUUCCGGUGCAGAAGCUGCUUUUAAGCUGAUAGGAGAAGCACAAAGAAUACUUUUGGACCGUGACAAACGUAACAUGCAUGACAUGAAACGCAGGGCUUCUGUUAGUAAAACAAAUGUGCAGUAUCGACCCCCAAUGAAGGCGAGUUGGAAUUCAAAUAUUCACAACUUCAGAAGCAAUCUGUCAGGCAUGAAUCCUCAGAACCAGCAGCAACAGCAGCCCACUUUUUGGACUAUGUGCCCAUUUUGUGAGGUUAAGUACCAGUAUUAUAGAGCAACUGCCCUGCACAAAUCUCUUACUUGUCAAAGCUGCAAGAAGCCCUUCAUUGCAUAUGAGACAAAUGUGCAAGCACCACCAACUACCAUCAAUCAGCAGGCAUACCCCCAGCAAAAAUGUGGUUUCAGCAAAGUUGAAAUGAAAUCUCAGGGGAACUUUACUGCUGAAAAACCCAAAUCUGAAUCUUUUCAAAAGAGUGGUCCGAAGGUAGGUGGUUCUUCUGGUAUUGGUUCAGAAAAGGUGAACCGGAAGAGAGACAGAAAGGGAGACAGAAAGCGUGUGGUAGAAGCCAGUGAAAGCAGUGACUCUGAAAGCAGCGCCGACUCUGAAGAAGAUGUGGUCGUUGAUACGGAUGGUGUUCAUCAGGGAUAUUACGGGGAGCAACCUAGGAGAUCUGCACGGAGUAAGCAGCAGGUAUCUUAUAAGGAAAAUCUAAGUGAUGAUGAUGACAUUCCUAUAUCAAAAAGGGGGAAGAGGAGUGGAUCCUCAUGUGCCACUGAAGAACAGAAUGAAGAUGCUUCUAAAGAGGAGGAAUCUAAAAUGAAUGGCCAAUCUGAGGCUAACACCAAAGGAGAUGAGAAAAAGGUGCAACAGAAAGAUAGUGCUUGUCUUGAAGAGUCAUCGAAGGUUCAGGCCAAAAAGAUGGUGAACGGUGAGAAAAGUUCAGAAAGUAAAGAGAAAGUUCAUGAGAAUUCUGCAUCAGAUACAAGCUCCCAUGAGAAAAUUGCAGAGCCACUGUAUUCUGUUCCCCAAAAUGACUUCAAUGACUUUGACAAGAUCCGGACGGAAGAAUGUUUUAAAGUUGGGCAGCUCUGGGCUGUUUAUGAUAAUCAAAAUGGGAUGCCAAGAUUUUACGCUAGGAUUAAGAAACUUAACGCUCCCGAGUUCAAGGUGCAUAUAACCUGGCUGGAGGCGGACCCUGAUGAUGAUAAUGGGAAAAAAUGGGCAAAUGCAAACUUGCCAAUUUCUUGUGGUAAAUUCACACAAGGCCAGUCUGACACCACAGAAGAUAUUGGGAUAUUCUCUCAUUUGAUAUCUUGGGAGAAGAUUAAAAAUACUUACAAGAUAUAUCCAAGAAAGGGAGAGACUUGGGCCAUUUUUAAGGACUGGAAUGUGAACUGGUGCUCUGAUCUGGACUCCAAUUGUAAGCGUGAGUUUGAAUAUGAGUAUGUUGAAAUUUUGUCAGAGUAUGCUGAGGGUGUUGGAAUACGUGUUGCACUCUUGGAGAAGGUGAAUGGCUUUGUGAGUGUUUUUUGUCAAAUGGUGGAAGAAGGAAAAGGCACGUUUCAAGUUCCACCAGGUGAAUUAUUGAGGUUCUCUCACAGGCUUCCAUCCUUUAAAUUGACUGGUGAUGAAGGAGUAGGAGUGCCAUCAGGAUCUGUUGAGCUUGAUCCCGCCUCUAUGCUCUUUAGUGCUGAGGAAAUUGAAGCAAGAGACAAGAAAAGUAGUACCAGUGAGUUAUUUUCUAGAUGGUCAGAUAUAAGGAAACCUAUGAUGGGGAAUGUAGCUACACACCAGGGCGAUCCGAAGAUCAUAAAUUUGGGGCCUGAACAUAAUAAACCUAAUCAAGAUCAUGAUGCUCAUGAAGAAGUGUCAAUUGAAGUUCCAGACCCUGAAUUUUACAACUUCGAUGCUGAUAAAUCCCUGCAAAAAUUUGAGAUUGGUCAGAUCUGGGCAUUGUACAGUGAUGAAGAUGGCUUGCCCAAAUACUAUGGACAGAUCAAAAGGAUUGAUUCUAGGAAAUCUAAAUUGAAGAUUUUGGUUGCAUGGCUUGAAUGCAGCUCACUACCAGAAAAUUCGAUGGAGUGGCGUGAUGAAGAGAUGCCUAUUUCUUGUGGGAAAUUUGAGGUUAAAAGGAAUCAAGUCCAAGAUUAUGAUUCUACCAUGUCCUUUUCACAUCUAGUCAAAGCAGUUCCUGUUAGUAGAACUGAAUUUGAUAUCUUGCCCAAGAGUGGGGAGGUUUGGGCAUUAUAUAAGAACUGGACUCCUGAUAUCUCGACUUCUGGCUUGGCAACCUGUGACUAUGAUAUAGUCGAAGUGUGCGAGGACAAUGGUUUGCAAAGAAAGGUACUGAUUUUAAGGCGUGUGGAUGGCUUCAACUCAGUUUUUAAAGUUGAAGUUAAAGGAGGAUCAGCUGAAACUAUGACCAUCCCCAAGGUUGAGCUUCUCAGGUUUUCUCAUAGCAUUCCUUCUUUCCGGCUAACAGAAGAGAAAGGUGGCAGCCUUAGAGGCUGCUGGGAACUUGAUCCUGCUGCUUUACCGGUCCGAUACUUUAGUCAGAAGUGAAUUGGCGAAUUGGCCCUCAUGCCAUAUAGUGCACAUGCAGCAUUUAUCCGAUAGCUCUCAAGCCAGGGGGUCUCUUUUCCAGGUGCUGGUUUGGAAGAUGGAAUGAUUUUGGGAGAAGAUUCUAAUAUAUAAAGCGGAAUGAAGCCUACCCGGUCACUUGUGAAGAAUGGUCAGUCUUUUGAUCAGUGUACUCCGAGGGAGGUGAACGUUCCCAGCUAACUUCUUUGCAGCCCAUGAAUUUUGCUCAUUUUCUCUUGGUGGAGAGCAGUUGGCUCUGUGCUGGUUUUAUGUUACUUUUGGAACUCCUUGUUUAUCAAUCCUCUAAACUUCUUCAGUAACUGAUGAUGUUGGUGCUGAAGUUACGGGUGAUGUUGGAAUGCCAACCAUCAAUGGAUGAUCUGAACUUUUUCAUCUCAAGAAUGUUGUUUUCCUAGAAAUUUGUAUCAGCAAACAUUAUUUCGGCUGUUGAAAAAGUGGUCGCAUGCCGCCAAUGCUUUUCUUUUCUUGUA
Rosa chinensis is the source of this 3730-nucleotide messenger RNA. RefSeq lists its product as uncharacterized. NCBI's taxonomy places the organism in Eukaryota, Viridiplantae, Streptophyta, Magnoliopsida, Rosales, Rosaceae. The transcript has 2 exons. The coding region runs from base 360 to 3221 and encodes 953 amino acids. The record is from RefSeq and is a predicted model, not a curated record.